This is a messenger RNA of Syzygium oleosum, 788 nucleotides long. Its product is annotated as lachrymatory-factor synthase-like. Bases 30 to 539 code for a protein of 169 amino acids. The transcript has a single exon. The record is from RefSeq and is a predicted model, not a curated record. NCBI's taxonomy places the organism in Eukaryota, Viridiplantae, Streptophyta, Magnoliopsida, Myrtales, Myrtaceae.
CUCUCUCUCUCUCCCCAAUCAAUCAAUCAAUGGCAGAAGAAACCCAACCAAAAUGGGAAGGCAAGGCCAUUGCUGAGCUGAAAGGGCCAACACCACACCAAGUGUGGCCAUUCUUGGAGGACUUUUGCAACCUUCACAAGCUGCUUCCCUCCCUCGACAAGUGCCACCGAGUCGAAGGCGCCCCAGGCCAGCCCGGCCUCGUCCGCUACUGCGCCUCCGCCUCCCUCAGCGGCGGCGACUCGGACCCAUCGAAGGUCAAGUGGGCCAACGAGCGGCUCCUCAUGAUGGACCCUAGCGACAAGUGCUUCACCUACGAGGUCUUGGACAACAAUAUGGGCCUCAAGUCCUAUGUUUCCACAAUUAGAGUGGUGCCCAUGAAUGAUGGGGACGCUAAGAUGGCAGGGUGCAUGAUCGAGUGGUCCUUUGUGGCUGAUCCAAUUGAGGGUUGGGGACCUCAAGAUUUGAGCUCUUACAUUGAUUUUUGCCUCCAAUCUAUGGCCAAGAAGAUAGAAAGUGCAAUUCAGGAAGCCAGUGGAUGAAGUGAGAAAGAUGUCAUCUCUCUUGUUGAUUGAUUAUGUAUGCUUUAAAUAAUUUCAGUAUGACAAUGUUUGAUGUUUUAAGGUUGCGUUUUGCUUUUCUUGGAGAUAUAAUCUCAGCAUGAAUUACCUUUUUCUUUGCUUCACCUUUAUUUAUGUGGUUAAUUUGAGCAUCAAUGAUUAGAUUGUUUCAGUUACUUAUGUAGGCUUAUUUCUUGUGAAGUUUCUAUAUGUUGAUAUUUUUUUCUUUUU